AUGGAAGACAUUGAAAAGGGGUACACGAGCCUCCUCCAACGCCCGGCCUACACGAAAUCGACAGCUGCUAGACCGAACCCUCUUAAAACGAACCCUCGACUUGUCACACUGGGCGGUGAUCAUACAAUUCUUCUGCCUAUUCUCCGAAGCAUUCACAAAGUCUACGGACCGGUCAGCGUCAUUCACUUCGAUUCCCAUCUGGACUCGUGGAACCCAACGGCAGGGGCGCCUUCAGAUGCUGCACAGAUCACACAUGGCAGUUUCUUCUACUGGGCAAACCAGGAGGGGCUGAUUUCCAAUUCGAGCAAUAUGCAUGCUGGCCUUCGUACGACUCUGUCAGGACUUGGAGACCAUGAUGAGGACGAGCUGUGUGGUUUUGCGCGUAUUGAGGCUCGCGAGAUUGACGAUAUCGGCACACGCGGUAUCAUCGAGAAGAUCAUCGAGCGUGUUGGCACCAACAGGCCGGUUUAUUUGUCCAUUGAUAUUGACACACUCGACCCUGCCUUUGCUCCAGCGACGGGCACUCCCGAGACUGGAGGUUGGUCGACUCGGGAGCUUCGCGCAAUCAUUCGAGGACUCUCUGACAUCAACAUCAUUGGUGCGGAUGUCGUUGAAGUGUCUCCAGUGUAUGACACAAAUGCUGAGGUCACAUCGCUUGCGGCCGCAGAUUUGGUCUAUGAGAUCAUGAGCAUCUUUGUGAGGAAAGGUCCGAUGACAAUGGCUGAUGAGUAA
Colletotrichum chrysophilum is the source of this 732-nucleotide messenger RNA. RefSeq lists its product as uncharacterized. The transcript has a single exon. The record is from RefSeq and is a predicted model, not a curated record. Gene Ontology annotation, molecular function: agmatinase activity; metal ion binding. NCBI's taxonomy places the organism in Eukaryota, Fungi, Ascomycota, Sordariomycetes, Glomerellales, Glomerellaceae. The coding region runs from base 1 to 732 and encodes 243 amino acids.